CCACCCCACCGUGAAAACCCAUCCAAAAUCCCAAGCAAACCAAGCGCUUAAACCACUCCCACCGAGACUUCAAAUCCCAUACAAAACUCGACUCUUCAAGCCCGAAUUAGCUAGCUUUCCCCGACGACGAGAUGGCUCCCGAGCUGUCCCGCAAGAUGACCACCGCCAAGGCUGCUGCUGCUGCCGUGAAGCCCGCGACGAAGGCGUUCGUGACGUUCCUGGCGGGCGACGGCGACUACUGGAAGGGCGUGGUCGGGCUGGCCAAGGGCUUGCGCAAGGCCGGCUCAGCUUACCCGCUAGUCGUGGCCAUGCUGCCCGACGUGCCAGAGUCCCACCGCCGUAUCCUUGCCUCCCAGGGCUGCAUCCUCCGCGAGAUCGUCCCUGUGUACCCGCCCGAGAACCAGACCCAGUUCGCCAUGGCCUACUACGUCAUCAACUACUCCAAGCUCCGUAUCUGGGAGUUUGUGGAGUACGAGAGGAUGGUGUACCUCGACGCUGACAUCCAGGUGUUCGACAACGUGGACGAGCUGUUUGAUCUGCCCAAGGGGCACUUCUACGCCGUGAUGGACUGCUUCUGCGAGAAGACGUGGAGCCACACCCCGCAGUACCAGAUCGGCUACUGCCAGCAGUGCCCCGACAGGGUGACGUGGCCGGCCGCCGAGAUGGGCCCGCCCCCGGCGCUUUACUUCAACGCCGGCAUGUUCGUGCACGAGCCCAGCAUGGCCACCGCCAAGGCGCUCCUCGACACCCUCCGCGUGUCGCCGACAACUCCAUUUGCAGAGCAGGACUUCUUGAACGUGUUCUUCAGGGAGCAGUACAAGCCGAUCCCGCUGGUGUACAACCUCGUGCUGGCCAUGCUCUGGAGGCAUCCCGAGAACGUCCAGCUCGCGAAGGUCAAGGCGGUGCACUACUGCGCAGCGGGUUCCAAGCCAUGGAGGUUCACAGGCAAGGAGGCCAACAUGGACAGGGAGGACAUCAAGGUGCUCGUGAAGAAGUGGUGGGACAUCUACAACGACGAGAGCCUGGACUUCAAGGGCCUGCCCGCCGACGCCGACGAGCUCGAGGCGGCGGCCAAGAAGCCGAUUCGCGCCGCGCUGGCGGAGGCCGGCACCGUCAAGUACAUCACUGCGCCCUCGGCCGCGUGAUUGGUGGCACCCUAUCGCUUCCCUCCAGGUGGCGUACGUUCGUUCGACGGGAAAAGCGGCCACGUAUAGAAACAUCUACAUUUUGGUAUUUUGGGUCCAAUUUGUGUCCAGUGUUGUCUAAGCUAGUGUACUCAUUUGAGUUGAUCGAAAGAGUCCAGCUGUGUAAAAUACUCUUGACCUUUUUUUGUCAAGUAGUAGUAGAGUAUUGUAGUCCUGUAAAAAAGGAAUUAUGUGUGUGAAUUAAUGAGAAGCUGUAUAGGUUAUGGCAUCUUUGUCAUGCAUGUCUCGCUCACUUAUGUUUGGUACCGAA
Brachypodium distachyon (stiff brome) is the source of this 1455-nucleotide messenger RNA. Its product is annotated as galactinol synthase 1. The record is from RefSeq and is a predicted model, not a curated record. The transcript has 4 exons. Lineage: Eukaryota; Viridiplantae; Streptophyta; Magnoliopsida; Poales; Poaceae. Gene Ontology annotation, molecular function: glycosyltransferase activity. The coding region runs from base 132 to 1145 and encodes 337 amino acids.